Messenger RNA from Apodemus sylvaticus (European woodmouse), 6720 nucleotides. RefSeq names its product BRCA1 DNA repair associated (gene Brca1). The transcript has 23 exons. NCBI's taxonomy places the organism in Eukaryota, Metazoa, Chordata, Mammalia, Rodentia, Muridae. The record is from RefSeq and is a predicted model, not a curated record. Gene Ontology annotation, biological process: double-strand break repair via homologous recombination; negative regulation of fatty acid biosynthetic process; chordate embryonic development. Bases 259 to 5670 code for a protein of 1803 amino acids. Gene Ontology annotation, cellular component: BRCA1-BARD1 complex; BRCA1-A complex; plasma membrane. Gene Ontology annotation, molecular function: ubiquitin-protein transferase activity; DNA binding; zinc ion binding.
GCUAGCACUAGGCGCCAAGCAGCCGGUUUCCUUAGCGACAAAGAGCGCGGGAAUUUCAGAUAGAUUGUAAUUGCGGCUGCGCGGCGGCUGCCCGUGCAGCCGGAGGACCCAGCACCUUUUCGGGUGCUUCUCCGGCAUCUAGGCCUCGGCGCUUGGAGGCACGGAUCUUUUUCUCGGAAGAAAGGUGAGACAGCCCUGAGGAACAGUGAGGGUACCUCGGAAUACUCUUAUGGAAGAAGUUCACUGGAACUGGAAGCAAUGGAUUUAUCUGCUGUUCGAAUUCAAGAAGUACAAAAUGUCCUUCAUGCCAUGCAGAAAAUCUUAGAGUGUCCAAUCUGUUUGGAACUGAUCAAAGAACCGGUUUCCACAAAGUGCGACCACAUAUUUUGCAAAUUUUGUAUGCUGAAACUUCUUAACCAGAAGAAAGGGCCUUCACAAUGUCCUUUGUGUAAGAAUGAGAUUACCAAAAGGAGCCUGCAGAGAAGUACAAGGUUUGGUCAGCUUGUUGAAGAGCUGCUGAAAACCAUUGAUGCUUUCGAGCUUGACACCGGCGUGCAGUUUGUAAAUGGUUUUGGUUUUUCAAAAAAGAAAAAUAAUUCUUUUGAGCAUUUGAAUGAGGAGGCGUCUAUCAUCCAGAGUGUGGGCUACCGAAACCGUGUCAAAAGACUUGGACAGAUUGAAUCUGGAAAUGCCGCCGCGAAGGACAGCCUCAGUGUCCAGCUGUCUAACCUUGGAAUUGUGAGAUCAGUGAAGAAAGAUAGGCAGACACAACCUCGAAAUAAAUCUGUCUACAUUGAAUUAGAAUCUGAUUCUUCUGAAGAGAUAGUAAAUAAACCAGAUAAUUUCAGUGUGAGAGACCAGGAAUUGUUACAGAUCUCCCCUCAAGGAGCAGGAGAUGAAGGCAAGUUUCACUCUGCAAAAGAGGAUGCUUGUGAGUUUUCUGGGGGCAUCAGAAACAUUGAACAUCAUCAAUGCAGUGAUAAAGAUUUGAACCCCACUGAGAAUCAUGCAACUGAAAGGCAUCCAGAAAAAUGUCAGAGUAUUUCUGUUUCAAACGUGCAUGUGGAGCCAUGUGGCCCAGAUGCUCAUGCCGGCUCAUUACAGCACGAGACCAGCAGGUUAUUGCUCACUGAAGACAGAACAAAUGCAGAAAAGGCUGAAUUCUGUAAUAAAAGCAAACAGUCUGGCGUAGCCGUGAGCCAGCAGAGCAGAUGGGCUGAAAGUAAAGAAACACGUAAUGGCAGGCAGGACCCCAGCACCGAGGAAAGGGUAGGUCCAAAUGCUGAUUCCCUCUGUGGGAGAAAGAAGUGGACUCAUCCGAAAAGUCUGUGCCCUGAAAAUUCUGGAGCUGCCACCGAUGUUCCUUGGAUAACACUAAAUAGCAGCAUUCAGAAAGUUAAUGAGUGGUUUUCCAGAACUGGUGAAAUGUUAACUUCUGACAGCGCAUCUGACAGGAGGCAUGAGUCAAAUGCUGACGCAGCUAUUGUGGUGGAAGUUUCAAAUGAAGUGGAUGGAUGUUUCAGUUCUUCAAAGAAAACAGACUUAGUAGCCCCUGAUCCCUAUAAUACUUCAAGGUGUAAAAGUGGAAAAGACUUCUCCAAACCAGUAGAGGAUAAUAUCAGUGAUAAAAUCUUUGGGAAAACCUAUCAGAGAAGGGGAAGCCGCCCUUCCUUGAGCCAUGUGACUGAAAUUACAGGCAUAUUUACUACUGCACCACAGAUAACACAAGAGCAGCCCUUCACAAAUAAAUUAAAACGUAAAAGAAGUACAUGCCUUCGUCCUGAGGACUUUAUCAAGAAAGCAGAUUUAGCAGUUGUUCAAAGGACUCCUGAAAAUAUAAACCAGAGAACUGACCAAAUGGAACCAAGUGACCAAGCAGUGAGUAUUACCAGUAACUGUCAGGAGAACAAAACAACAGGUAAUAGUCUCCAGAAAGAGAACAACGCUCACCCAAUAGAAUCGUUGAGAAAGGAACCUGCUUUCACAGCUAAAGCCAAAUGUCUGAGCAACAGCAUAAGUGAUUUGGAGGUAGAAUUAAAUGUCCACAGUUCAAAAGCACCUAAGAAAAAUAGGCUGAGGAGGAAGUCUUCUACCAAGUGUGUUCUUCCAUUUGAACCAGUCAGUAGAAAUCCAAGCCCACCUCGUGCUGAGCUUCAGAUCGAUAGUUGUGGUAGCAGUGAAGAAACAAAGAAAAACAAUUCCAACCAAAUGCCAGCCAGGCACAUUAGAGAGCCUCAACUCAUCGAAGCCAGUGAAACUGCAGCUGAUGCCAAGAAGAGCGAGCCAAAUGAACACACAAGGAAGAGAAGCGCCAGCGAUGCUUUCCCAGAAGAGAAAUUAAUGAACAAAGCUGGCUUAUUAACUAGCUGUUCAAAUCCUAGAAGACCUCAGGGACCUGUCAGUCCUAGCCCUCAGAGAAAAGGAGUAGAGCAACUCGAAACAUUCCAAAUGCCUGACAAUACCAAAGAACUCAGGGAUCUGGUCCUGGCAGGAGAGCCCAGCGGCAAACCCACUGACCGGUCUGAGGAGAGCACCAGCGUGUCCUUGGUACCUGACACUGACUAUGACACUGAGAACAGUGUCUCAGUCUUGGAAACUAACGCUGUCAGAAAUGCAAGAACAGGAUCCAUUCAGUGUAUGACUCAGUUUAUCGCGAGUGAAAACCCCAAGGAACUUGUUCGUGGUUCUAACAACGCUGACAGUGGCACAGAGUGCUUCAAGCACCCGUUGAGACAUGAGCUUAACCACAGUCAGGAGACAAUAGAAAUGGAAGACAGUGAACUUGAUACUCAGUAUUUGCAGAAUACAUUUCAAGUUUCCAAACGUCAGUCAUUUGCUUUAUUUUCAAAACCUAGAAGUCCCCAAAAGGACAUUGUUCACUCUGUGCCCUCAAGGGAACUGAGUCCAAAGGUGACUUCUAAAGGUAAACAAAUAGAAUGUCAGGGACAGGAAGACUCUGAAAUCAGUCAUGUACAGGCAGUUACAGCCGCAGCGGGGUUCCCUGUGCUCUGUCAGGGAGGUAAGCCAGUUGCUGAUACAACGUGUGCUGGGGUUUCUAGGCUUUGUCCGUCAUCUCAUUACAGAAGUGGUGCGAAUGGGCUCAGCACCACAGGUAAAACUGGAAUUUCACAAAACUCACAUUUUAAACAAUCAGUUUCUCCCAUCAGGUCAUCUAUAAAAACUAACAGUAGAAAACCUCUGACAGAGGGACGAUUAGAGAAACAUACAUCAUCAAGUGAAAAGGCAAUUGGAAAUGAGACCAUUGUUCAAAGUACAGUACACUCAAUUAGCCAGAAUAACAAAGGAAAUGCCUGUCAAAAAGCCAGUUCAGGCAGUAUUAAUGAAGUAUGUUCCACUGGUGAAAACUUGCAGGAACAACUAGGUAGAAACAGAGGGCCUGAGGUAAACACCAUGCUUCCAUUAGAUGGUACGCAGCCUAGUGUCUGCGAACUCAGGGUUCUUCUAAGUGAUAAGCUUCUUGAAAUAAAGAAGCAGGAGGGUGAGGCUGUUGGUGCAGACUUCUCUCCGUGUCUGUUCUCAGAUCAUGAACAAUCUAUGCGAAGUGGUAAGAUUUUUCAGGUUUGCUCAGAGACACCUGAUGACCUGUUGGAUGAUGUUGAAAUUCAGGAAAAUACUAGCUUCGGUGGAGGUGACAUCAUGGAGAGAUCUGCUGUUUUUAAUGGAAGUGUCCUGAGAAGAGAGUCCAGUAGGAGCCCGAGCCCUGUAGCCCUUGUGUCGAUGUCUCGGGGUCUCCACAGAGGGUCUAGGAAAUUAGAAUCCUCAGAAGAGAGCGACUCCACUGAAGAUGAAGAUCUCCCCUGCUUCCAACACUUACUGAGCAGAAGCAACACACAUGAGCUUACCAGAUGCAGCAGUGUUGUGACACAGCAGAUGUCAGAGAAAGCAGAGGGGACCCAAGCACCGUGGAAGGGCAGCAUCAGUGACUGUAAUAAUGAGGUGGUCUUGAUGGAGGCGUCUCAGGAACAUCAGUUUAGUGAGGAUGCAAAGUACUCUGGCAGUAUGUUCUCUUCACAGCACAGUGCAGCCCAACGUUCAACCACGAACGCAAAUUCCCAGGAUCCCAGUUUCAAUCCACCUUCCAAACAAAGUGGUCUUCAGUUUGAGAAUGAGGAAGCUAUCCUAAGUGACAAGGAACUGAUUUCAGAUAAUGAGGAAAUGGCAGCUUGCCAGGAAGAGGAUAAUGAUCAAGAGGAGGAUAGUAUCAUCCCAGAUUCAGCAUCUGGAUAUGAGAGUGAAACAAACCUUUCUGAAGACUGCUCACAGAGUGAUAUUUUAACGACUCAGCAGAGGGCGACCAUGAAGGAUAACCUGAUAAAGCUCCAGCAGGAAAUGGCUCACUUGGAAGCUGUGCUAGGGCAGCAUGGGAACCAGCCUUCUGGCCACUCCCCUUCCCUCCUAGCUGACCCUUGUGCCCUGGGAGACCUGCCAGAUCUGGAACAAAACAUGUCAGGAACAGCAAUUUCAACUUCAAAGAACAUUAAUGAGAAUCCUGUAAGCCAGAAUCUGAAGCGCACUUGUGAUGACAAAUUCCAGCCACAACAUCUGGAUGGUCCCACCAGUGGAGAUAAUGAGUCAGGGAUGGAAAGGCCUUCUCCUUUUAAAUCUCCAUUGUCAGGCAGUAGGCGCUCUGCACAGGGGCGCUCUAGGGGUAUUCAAACCAGAGACCCCCCCUCUCAAGAGGAGCUCCUUCAGCCUGUUGAAUCAGAGACGUCCUGUGAACCACACAACUUGACAGGGGGGUCCUGCGUGCCAAGGCAAGAUCUAGACGGGUCCCCAUACCUGGAAUCUGGAAUCAGCCUUUUCUCUAGUAGAGACCCCGAAUCCGAGUCCCCUAAAGAGCCAGCCCACGUUUGCACCACACCAGCUUCAGCCUCUGCACUGAAAAUAUUCCACGGUCAAGUUGCUGAGUCUUUCAGGAGUCCAGCCUCUGGUGCUACAAGGCCGGCAUUGACGUCUUCAAAAAGCAGAGUGGACAAAGAAAUCUCCAUGGUGGUGUCAGGCUUGACCCCCAAAGAAGUAAUGAUUGUGCAAAAGUUUGCUGAAAAAUACCAUCUCACUUUAACUGAUGCAAUCACUGAGGAGACUACGCAUGUAAUUAUAAAAACAGACGCUGAGUUUGUGUGUGAACGGACACUGAAAUAUUUUCUGGGCAUUGCAGGAGGAAAGUGGAUAGUUAGCUAUUCGUGGGUGAUCCAGUCUAUCCAAGAAAGAAAACUUCUGAAUGUGCAUGAAUUUGAAGUCAAAGGAGACGUUGUGACUGGAAGAAACCACCAAGGUCCAAGGAGAUCCAGAGAAUCCCGGGAAAAGCUCUUCAAGGGCCUGCAGGUCUAUUGUUGUGAGCCCUUCACCAACAUGCCCAAAGAUGAACUGGAGAGGAUGCUGCAGCUGUGUGGGGCUUCCGUGGUGAAAGAGCUUCCAUCUCUCACCCAUGACACAGGUGCUUAUCCAGUUGUGAUCGUGCAGCCAAGUGCCUGGACAGAAGACAACAACUGCCCUGAUAUUGGGCAGCUGUGCAAGGCCCGACUGGUGGUGUGGGACUGGGUGCUGGACAGUAUAUCCGUCUACCGGUGUCGGGAUCUGGAUGCCUACCUGGUACAGAAUGUCACCUGUGGCCCUGAGAGUAGCGAGCCACAAGACUCCAAUGAUUAAUUUCAGAAAUGGUCUUUCCGUGCCUGGGAGCGUCUCCCACUCUUCAGUGUUCCACGCCCUACUUACUAAGUAUUUGUCAUGCAUCAGCUUGGAAAACACAGCUUCUGCCUAUGUGAGGGUGCCUCCAGGGUUUUCUAAUUAAGUCCUGCUUUGAAAUUUGUCUUGAGCACAAAAAGUUUUCACCUGAGAAAACUUUAUCCCACCAAUUGAGCAAGAUGCUAAUUCGUUGGAUAUCAUUCUUGGAGAGACAGUGGGGUGGCCUGGCCGGUCUAAGCUAGGCAUGGUGGUACUUGUCUAUAGUCACAGCACUUGGUGGAAAGAGACAGGAGUGUCAUGAGUUCAAGGCCAGCCUGGGCUAUAUACAUGACUGAAGAACAAAUAACUAAUGGUCCUAAUUUGUCCUUAUAAAAUCACAUGUUCAUAAUGGCCGAGAGUCAAGCCCUUCAAGGAGAUGGCUUGAGAUAUGUGAUUUGACUUCAAAUCAGGGCUCCUCAAGGCUCCGGGUUUAAUACCCAGCACCAAACAAGACCCAUUCCCCUCCCCCAACCGUACCCUGGAUAGGGCUUAUGCGGGGCUUAGACCUUAGAGGACACUGAGGAAAUUCAGAGGCAGAUUAUGUAUUGAUAUGAAUGUGGAGUUUUUCAAGUGUCAAGGAGAGCCUUCUAAUUGCCCAUAACCGAUGAGCACCGUGUCUGUUUUAGUAACUUUAAGUAACCCAUUCCUCUUUAAAUAUAAGGUCUCUGAUAUGAAUAUUUCAUGUCUGUACAAUGAUGGAUUCCACCAGGAAAGGAGCUGUUGCUUUCUUUGAAGUGAUUUUUUCCCUUUUGUUCCCUGUUGCUGAACUAUACUACUUUAUAAAUAAUUUUGCUUGCUGAAGGAAGAGAACAUAUUUUUCAUGUACUCAUAAUCUUGGACUGUUUAUGGAUAUUGGGGUGAGUAAGUCUUCCCUGGCCCCACAGUGUGCAAGGGCAGUGGAGACCUGAUUAUACAAAGGAUGUUUAUAAAUGUAAUAAAUGUUAUUAAUACUGCAAAUAAAUUAAGUAGCAAACA